Messenger RNA from Lingula anatina, 1386 nucleotides. RefSeq lists its product as uncharacterized. The record is from RefSeq and is a predicted model, not a curated record. Lineage: Eukaryota; Metazoa; Brachiopoda; Lingulata; Lingulida; Lingulidae.
AUGAUAAUCUUGAUAGAAAGUCAAAACCGGCCAUGGAUGCAUUCUCGAGAUGUUAUUUUUUCCUUAAUCCUUCCAGUCGACGCAGAGUGCGUCCCAAAAGUAACAGUGUUCACAACCGCCCCGGGUGAGAUCAAUUUUAACGAUGAACCUCAAAGCACACCCCUGGGGCAGGGACAAGUUGACGGGGGAGGUACCACCCCCGGGUGCGACAGAGAGUGGAUACUAAUACCCCCUAAGGACCGCUACGUCGCCGUCACCGUGGUUAGCGUUUAUAACAUUACCUGUGGGGACCUAUUAUACAUUUCCUCACACCUUUCCGACACCCGAAGCCCAGGUUGGAGCGUCUGUGAUUUUCGCGGGGGAAAUACGCCGAGAUUGUUCGAUCAGCCGAGAUAUCUGGCAUCCCAUCGUGAAGAAAAGAUUAUCAUCCAGUACCGAAGAGGUUCAUCAAAUUUCAGUGGAGGUCGGGGAUUUGAGAUUGUGUACGAUUUUAAAGAACCCGGCUGCAAUGGCCAGGCAGUCUUAACAGGCUCUCCCUCGUGGCUCGCCACGCACCCAGGGGCAGGGGCAUGGGCGGUUGAAGCUGACCUUCACUGCGCAUGGCAGAUAGUGGCGCCCCCUGACCAGUUCGUUUCCAUACACUCUCACAAUGUCUGGCUCCACUGUUCGUCGAAAUGGCAAACCCUUGAAGUCUACGACGCGCCAAAAGAAUUGUCGUCUGCUUUGAUGGCAAGGAUUUACUGCACAGAUCAGAUGGUGUCAGUGGCCUCCUCAGGGAGAUACAUGUUCCUUAAGUACGACGACCGCUGGGCAAGUAACUCACUGGGAUUCAACCUAACUUACCAAUUCCAUAAACGCCGCCAGUGCGGGUGCGGAGGUGACUAUGAGCUCACGGCCCCCACGGGGACUCUCCUCUCCCAUAAGGAUUUUGACAGCUCGGACGGGAUGUUGGUUCGACAGAAGUAUCUACCUUGGUCUCGGUGUCAGUGGCUCAUUCGUAUGCCUGCAACUGCUCUGGUGACGCUAAGAUUUGACCAUUUCGAUGUUCGAGGCAAGUCUUCCGCCGGCCUUUGCUAUGGGGAUAUGUUGGUUGUCCACGACGGCAGUUCCAAUCGAACUAUUGGACAAACUUUCUGCGACAGUUACCAGGAGCCAUUUUCCCUGACGUCGACAAGCAGUAGACUCGGUGUGAGGUUCUUAACCGGACCAAUGGAAAGUAUGGAUACCAGAGGAACGGGAUUUAUUUUGACCCACUUUGGUUAGUUUUUUAUGUUCAAAGUUUUCAUUUUGAUUCUAAAUGUCUAAAUGGUUUUCAUUCGAUGCAAGCUCAUCUGAAACGCACUUCUGUUAAUCAAACCAAUUUAGAUAAACGUUUUGAUUUUACAC